Molecule: messenger RNA, 1549 nt
Organism: Vicia villosa (hairy vetch)
Lineage: Eukaryota; Viridiplantae; Streptophyta; Magnoliopsida; Fabales; Fabaceae
Product: gamma-soluble NSF attachment protein-like
Exons: 9
Coding region: 73-969 (298 amino acids)
Biological process (GO): intracellular protein transport
Cellular component (GO): vacuolar membrane; SNARE complex
Molecular function (GO): soluble NSF attachment protein activity; syntaxin binding
Source: RefSeq, a predicted model, not a curated record
AAACAAAAUAGGGAAAAGAUAAAUUUAUUUUGAUCAUUGAAAUCCUCUCACAGCGAAGUAGAUUGAUCAUUCAUGGCGACUUCUGAUCUUCAAAACUUGAUGACCAAUGCUGAUAACUUAACAACGCUUAGUUUCACAAGGUGGAAUGCAGAUUGGAGAAAUGCUACUGUUCUUUAUGAGCAAGCUGCAAAUGGACUUAAAAUUGCUAAGGAUUAUGAGAGAGCAAAAAUAGCAUAUGAGAAAGCUUCUAAGGGACACGAGAUGCUUUCUUCACCUUGGGAGGCAGCUAAGAACAUGGAAUCUGCUGGGGCUAUGUCAAAGGAACUAAGAAACUGGACUGAAGUUGGAGACUUUUUUCGAAGAGCUUCUGAAUUGUACAUUGAAUGUGGGAGAUCACAACCUGCAUCAGAUGCCCUUGCAAAGGGAGCCCGUGCUUUGGAAGAUUCCUUGCCUGAAGAAGCUAUUAAGUUAUACACCGAUGCUUGUGAAAUACUUGAAGAGGCCGGAGUAGAACAAAUGGCCUUUGAUCUAUAUCGUGAUGCUGCUAAUGUUUACAUAAAACAUGAGAAGUUUACAGAUGCUGCAUCUUUCCUGCUGAGAUUAGGCUUAGCAGCUGACAAGUGUAAUGCUACUAAUACUCAGACGAAGGCAUACCUAAGUGCAAUUAUUGUCUCCCUUUAUGCUCAAGAUUUUAAACAAGCAGAGAAGUGUUACAAUGACUGCUCUCAGAUUGAUGGUUUUCUAAGAAGUGACCACGGACGUUGUGCUAGCAAACUUCUUACUGCAUUCAAGGACGGAGACAUCGAAGAAAUCAAACGUAUAACUCAAUCCAGUAUUAUUUCAAAUCUUGAUCAUAUGAUAAUUAGGCUUGCGAGAAAAUUGCCUAUGGGUGAUGUGAAUGCAUUAAAGACUGACAGGGACACUACCAAAGAAGAAGAGGAACCACUGGACGAAAACGAUCUUACUUGAACUUCAAUAUUGUUGAGAAAUUUUAAUCCCUUGCCCUAAACCACAUUAUAGAAAAGAAAAGAUUGGAAACCUCACUUUAUGAAUGAAUUAUUAGAGUUCAUUAUUUAGAAUUUUGCUGUAUUUGGUUUGAAUAAGUAAAAUAGUAGUUGAAUUUUGUUUUCUAACUUCAAUGCCAAGAAAGUACUCAAGGUCACCGAGUUGUUAGAGGGAAAAGUUCGGGGGCAGGUAUUUAGUAAUGAUGUGUAAUAGGCUUGAGGAAUUACUACUAGGUGUGAUCUUUGAAGUACAAACACCUCUAAGAGUAGGUGUGUCGCGGUGUCCGACACUUGUAUGAUAUGUGUGGAAAAAAUCUUACAAGUGUCAGAAAAGUCAAACAAGUGUCCCCAAAAAAUGAUUUUGUUUCUUUGUAUAACACACUUUGAAUUAGUGUUUGUCACUCGUAUGACACUCACGCAACACGUGUCGGACAAUUCAGACAAGUGUAUAAGUUUAUUGAUUUUUUAUUUGCUUCAACACUGCUUUUAUAUUUUUUGGACAAAUCUCUGGCAUGUCUAAAAAGGUUAAACAUGUAUCGCAGCAA